AUGAAAAGCUUCAAUUUGCCUUAAAUUUGUAUGAGUUCGACGCUUGUUAUAGAUUCAAUUAGGAUUUGAUGUUGAAAAGCAGUUUGAGAGAUUCUAGCACUUUUUUCAGGAGGAAGCUAGGUUUUGAAUUUCUUUACUUUUACGAAGAGAAAAGAUUCAAAAGGAUUUUAGAACCUUCGGGAUUUAAUUUUUCUCCGAAGUGUGUGAAUUUUGAUGACAGUUGUUGGGAUUGUUUUUGGAAGAGAAGGAUGGCUAUAUUGUUCUUCAUGCUUGAUUGCAUGGGAAAGAUGAAAUUUGGGUUUGGAGCUACUAAGGUGUAGGGGAAGUACGCUUUUUUAGUUUUUCUAUAUACAAGUUUGUUUUUGAGAUAGGCUUGGAAUUUAGGAUACUUUUGGGGUUUCUCACCGUUGAGCUGAGUCUUUGGUUUUAAUGGAUAACAUUGAGGAUGAUGCUAGAUAUCCUCCAAAUCCAUAUGGUGUUAGUCACCAGCAGGGUUAUGGUUCUUCGAGUCACCGAAAGUUUCCUGUUAGAAAUAUUCCAUAUUCUACAUCAUCUGAGAAUCAAUAUGUUAAUGACGAUGACGAUGAAGAUGAUGUGGAAGAUGAGGAGGAUUUGGACGGGGAAGAGAAAAAUCAUGACCAAACUAAUGGUGUUCGGUAUGUAGGAAAGAACAUGGAUGAUGAUGAAGACGACGAUGAGGAGGAGGAGCUCGAUGAUGAAGACUGUGAUAAACCAAAAGGCUAUAAUGAAAAGAACAAUGGUGUUGACUUGGAGAGGCACCCAAAAAAGAGGAAAUUUAAGAGUAUGAUGUCAAGUUAUGAAUUUGCUCCUCGUGUACCGGCACCAUCAGUUGCAGCUCCAUUGCCGUCGGUGCCAAAGCCCUCUCACGGUGGGAGGAAUUCUCUCACAGACUGGACUGAACGUGAGACAUUUGUUCUACUAGAUGCUUGGGGUGACUGUUUCUUGCAACGUGGGAGGAAGAGUCUUCGAUCUGAGGAGUGGCAGGAGGUUGCAGAUAAAGUUUCAGAGGUUUCGAGUAUUGAAAGGACUGACACCCAGUGUCGCAAUCGACUGGAUACAUUAAAGAAGAAGUACAAGAAGGAGAAGGCUAUGCUGGCAGAGACUGGUGCUACCACUAGCAAAUGGGUUUAUUUCAGGAAGUUGUAUAUGUUAAUGUCAACUCCUCCACAACAGGGUGGACUGUCUUGUGGUUUGGAAUCAGGUGAGGCUGUAUUUACGCCUAGGCCUUACUCGAGCCGAGCAAAUGGUAUGGACAAAAUGAGGGAUAGUCCAGCAAAUUCCGAAUCUGGUGAUAGUGACGAGGACAUCUCAGAUGGAUUGCCACCUAAAAAGAGAAGAUUUGGGAGGCAAUCUGAUGAGGGUUCUUCAUUCCGAUUGCUUGCGGAUUCAAUCCAUAAAUUCAGCGACAUAUAUGAAAAGAUUGAGAAUAGUAAAAGGCAGCAGAUGUUGGAAUUAGAGAAGAUGAGAAUGGAUUUUCAUAGAGAGAUGGAAAUGCAAAAGAGGCAGAUCAUGGAAAGUACACAAGCUGAAAUUGCAAAAAUACAGCAGGGUGAUGAAGAGGAUAACUCCACCGAGAAUGCCAGCGGGUAAUGCAUGCAAAACCCAGUUAUAUUCACCAUUUCGAUUCAAUGUUGAAUGCUAAAUGUUGUUGUAUAAUAUGUUGGAGCCUCUUGCCAAAUGCUAUUUUGAGUUAUAUUUUUAUUUUUUAACCAACAUUGUCACUUUUAAUGCUUUAGUGGUUAUAUUUCACCGGUAA
Hibiscus syriacus is the source of this 1777-nucleotide messenger RNA. RefSeq names its product trihelix transcription factor ASIL2-like. The record is from RefSeq and is a predicted model, not a curated record. The transcript is spliced from 2 exons. Lineage: Eukaryota; Viridiplantae; Streptophyta; Magnoliopsida; Malvales; Malvaceae. Gene Ontology annotation, molecular function: transcription cis-regulatory region binding. Bases 430 to 1611 code for a protein of 393 amino acids. Gene Ontology annotation, cellular component: nucleus.